Molecule: messenger RNA, 5637 nt
Organism: Sodiomyces alkalinus F11
Lineage: Eukaryota; Fungi; Ascomycota; Sordariomycetes; Glomerellales; Plectosphaerellaceae
Exons: 10
Coding region: 1-5637 (1878 amino acids)
Biological process (GO): establishment of mitochondrion localization; microtubule cytoskeleton organization; dynein-driven meiotic oscillatory nuclear movement
Cellular component (GO): cell cortex; mitochondrion
Molecular function (GO): tubulin binding; phospholipid binding
Source: RefSeq, a predicted model, not a curated record
AUGGUUGUAUUCGUCGAAGUAAUCUCCUUUCCCCUCUCCUCUUCUCAUUUCGACAACACACCUGGGGGAGUCCCCUGUCGGCCCCUGUCCACCGAGCUACGCCCAAACUUGAAUCAAAUCAAAUCAAACUCGUUCCUGCGAACGAAGCAUCCGAGCUUUUCUCGCCAAUGGGCACAAGUACGCGAAUAUGGAUGGAUGGGGUGGGUGGACGAGCACAUCUCCCAGGCUCGCAUGUUGCGUGGCAUCAUUUCCGCCAUCCCGUGUCGUGUCACGAACAUCGACGACGUCUGUCCUGCUUCACGCAGAUUGAAUUUGAUUCUAUCAGAGAUAGAUGACCGUCAAUUGACGAAACAUCACUACAACGUACAUACGCCUAGGUCUGCUCUCUUCUGGGCGAGAGCCCUUGACGACGACACAGAUAGUCCAGAAAAGGUUGCCGAGCCGCUCGUCACUGUCACUGUGGAGCCAUUGUGCAUUAACUGGUCCGGGCACUCUCCCCUGCUUCUUCUCUGUUUCUCUUCAUUGCCCUCUGAGCUUCGACACGCGCAUAAUGCUGGAGGACUGGACUGGGGAAGACUGAACACCUUUGCUACGGAUAUUCGUUUCUUUUCCUCUUGCAUCUUGCACUCUUCAUACUCGUUCUUUCGUGGGCGCCAUUGGUUUUACGUGAGGGUGCUCUCGCCAGCUCGACCCUUUCCCCCCUCAACAUCAGUGAGCUUUGCUUCUUUCGAGUCGACCUACAUCCUGCGCCUUCGAGCAUUCUUCUCUCUUAUAAACUGCGCCAAUCGCCGAUUUAGCGUCUUCGCCCGUCCGCUUGUGCGAUCGUUCUACGCGUUCCCUAUAUAUAUUUCAACAGGUCUUCUCUCGACGCGACAUAUCUCCUUUGUCUCGCCUUUCAUCGAAUAUUUGCAUACGGCUGGAAAAGAACGGCGAUACCUGAGAUUAUUGUUUUGCCUAAGCGUGGGCAACAGCAGCUGGGUCGCCGCCGAGCCACCCGUUCAGUAUGAAGACCCGAAGCGCACACUUCCCCGCCUUAUCUGCAUCAAUGCAUCCAUGAUUCUGCAGUUGAACCUUGCUGCAUCCUUUCCUAAUCCGACCGAUGCAGGGAUCACGGAUAUAGUGUCGUGCUUUGACCUCUUCAAAUCGAACCCCUUCCGCGGACCUCAGUCAAUCUUCAGGAGAUCCCUCUCCUUCACAUCGAACCGGAUCGUCACCUACUACCCCGAAAUAUUCGUUUCGUCAGCAUCUGAAAAGAUGAAUGCCUGGGAGACAGAGGAUGAGGCUGGCGGCCCUGCUGCGACCUCACUCCCGACCCCACGAGAUACACCCUACAGGACACCUUCUGGGGGCUCGAGGAGAUCACGCCGCUCUGUCACGCCACCCGGUACGAAAAGCUACUCCCCUUCUUUUGCGGCCGGGGAAAGAAAUGGGAAAGUCACGAAAAGGUCGUCGAAAGACGUCUCCAACGACGAAAACAUCAGUGUUCUGGAUCCUCGACGAUUUACGCCCACCUUGCAUGCGAAUCUGGUGGCUGAGAUCCUGAACCUCAGGCGGGAUCAGGAAGAGAAGAUCAAACUUAUCGAAAGCCUGGAGGCCACCCUGCACUCCACUCGAGGAGAACAGGAGUCCCUGCAGGAAACGCUGGCUCAGACGACCAAGGAGAGCCGGUCCUUGAAGAGACACCUAGCUCUUCUUGAAGGAGGCACGACUUCAGCCCUGGGAGAGCUGACACGAGAACGCGAUGAGGCGGUUGAAAGCAAUAUCGAGACGAAAGUGCGGCUUGAAGCUGCACAGCGGAAAAUUCGGCUCCAAGAAGAGGAUUCUCGGAGGGUGCAUGACCUUUGGAUUCAGGAGAAGGAUGCCUGGGAGGAGGAGAAACGGAAGUAUGAGCGCAGGAUCCACGUGGUCGAAAGCCGGCUGAAGUCGGUGCUUGAUGAGGUCGCCGCUUACCAGAAUGCUCUCCACUUGAACGGGCACGGGCACGGUGCCCACAACGCCGAGAGCGAAACGGAGGAGACGGGACGGGAGAACGACGCUGCGAGCGUCCGAACGAUGAGCAUGACAAACAGUAUUCGGUUCUCAGGGAUGCCCAGUCCUGGAAAAGGAAACGGCAAUUCGUUGGCGGAUGAACUCAACCUGGACGGAGACGAUGACUGGCAUACAGAUGACGGUGGCCGAGAAAGCGUGCUCUCUCAUCAUCGACACCACGCACGCAACAUGAGCCGCGACAGUGUCAUGUCCAGGCUCCACCGCCGAAACCAAAGCAUUGAGAGCCUCAAGCGACCGGGAAGUGUUGCGCGUGGCAAGCUCUGGGUGAACCAACCCGUGCUGGAGGCCCUGGAAGAUGGGAUCCCUGAAGACGUGGUGAAUCCGCCUGCUCCUAAAGUCGUCUACACCGACACCGGAACCCAGUUCUCCCCGCCGCCAUCGCCCAUGUUACAGCCGUCGUCGGAGCCUGCCGAGCGCAUUGAAAGGGCUCCCGAAUUGGAGACCCUUCCACCAGCCGAGCUCGAAAUCGAGGCCAACCAGCGACGGAAGCGCGUGCAACUCAACAGGCCCUCGACAAUUGACACUUCAGCUCGUCCCCAACACCAUAUGGUCUCGACCAGCUCUCAGACGGUGGAAGAGCCGCUCAGUCCGCCCAAGACACCCAAGUCUCCAUUGCGGGCGUUGACACCACCACCUCCGGAGACUAAACCCACUCCCACGGUCUCUGUUUCUACUCAGACGGAAGACCAUGAGAAGGAAAAGGCAACAGAGGAGGAGAAGGAAGAGGAAGCUAAGCCGUUGCGCCAGUUUUCCCCGAUGCCCGAGCUCCCAAUCCCCAGCAUCAGCGUCAUUCCUCCGACUAGCCGACCAACAACGCCCCGUGAGCCACGCCUUCCGCAAUACAAUAAAGACGCUGGCUGUCAGGUCUCGCUCCUCGUAUCGGCAGCUCCGGUGCAAUCCACUGGUGUUCAGACGGACGAGAUCCGCGUGGAUCGGCGCCUCGCUCAACUCCCCAUGCACUUGCGACCGGAAGCCAUCUCAUCACGACCCACGUCCCCUAAUCCUACCACGUCAUCUGCUGGUGUCGCUGAUGUCGAUGCCCCCGAGCAAUUUACGCCUGGCCCUGCCGAUUUGCCACCUCGCAAUCCGAGAAGGCUGGCGAUUAAGCGCAGCUUCACUGACAUGCCUACAUCCCCUCGCGGUCCUAUCCCUCCUGUGUCUCCUACUUUCUCUGGCACGCCUUGCAGCCCUGUCGAAAGCCCUCCUCGCGAUGCCUACCCCGGCAACAAUGAUGACGGGCCCCUGUCAAGCCAGAAGGCGCCAAUGCGUCGCCCACACCGCGUCAGCAGCUUGUUUGCCGGAUUCGAUGCGAACAGCUCGGACGAGGGUGAAGACUACGGCGAUGCCGAUCCGGAUCUGAGUGAUGCCGAGUUUAGGACGGCUCUCUCCGCACCUGGGCAGAGGCCAAAGUCGGGUGUUGUUGCGCCGGCCAAGAGAGGCUCCUAUGGCAACAUGGCCUCCCCAGAGCAGCCUACGUUGAGGACCUCGGCCAUGUCUCGGAGUUCAGUGCGGUCCCUUGGCACUGAAAGCUACAGCUAUAACUUGGAGAAUAAAGAGAACAAUGUGCAGAAGGACAAGGACUCCGCUGCGGGCUCGGGAGCGCAACACACCAAGUUCGCGCAGCGAAGCUACGAGAAGUCAACGGGAGCUGGCGCGAACAAGGCCAACGGUAUGCGAAGGGCCGCCAUGAUACAAAGCGGCAUUGCGACCCACCAGGGACGGGCCAGAAGCCCGAGCCUCACCGACUCCCGCGAUCCUCCUUUCCCCAUCCCUACUAGAGCAAGCUCCCGGCGGCCCCCGAUUAGCGCCAGCGCGCCGAGCGACGGGCAGCGGAGUCCGACAAGGGUCGACGGUUCGUGGCGGAGACGAGGCAGCGGGCGCAGCCAUUACCGGGCCAAUAGCAUCCGCAAAGUGCGGUCGGCAGCUGCUUUGCCGCGGAAUCACAAGUACCGGCGACACGGCAGCCGGUCCCCUCCGCCGUUCUCCGAGACUACCGAGGGGCCGGAAAGUCCGGGACUCCCGCCGUUGCCGCACAACGACAUUACUAGUCCGCAUGCACGAGAGAACGGCAGGUCCCGGUUCAAAUCGUCGCACAGGUCGCAGCCAUCGACGACGACAGCCCAGACGGCUCAGACAUACCAGACCAGCGGGACCAACGGGACCCACGGGACGGAUCUCAACUCCCAGGGAAGUGUUUCCGGUACUACUGGGGUGGUGGAUGCCAUCGCGCAAACGAUGGUCGGUGAAUGGAUGUUCAAGUAUGUUCGGAGGCGCAAGUCGUUUGGUGUUCCCGAGCCCAGCGGCCGAGAGGAGACGAGCAACGACCGGCACAAGAGAUGGGUCUGGCUGGCGCCUUAUGAGCGGGCCAUCCUGUGGAGCAGCAAGCAACCUUCUUCGGGCAGCGCCCUGAUGGGCAAAGCCGGCCGAAAACGUAAGCCCCGUCCCCCGACGCCAAAUCACAAAUGGUGGAGCGCAGAGAGACUGAUGAUGGCCUUCCUCCCUAAUUCUGCAGUGACGAUCCAAUCGGUUCUCGACGUCAAGGACGACAACCCGGCGCCCAAGGGCAUGCCGACAAUCUUCAACCGGUCGAUCUUGAUUCUCACACCGCAAAGGGCGCUCAAGUUCACGGCCGUCUCGGCAGAGCGACACUACUUGUGGCUGACGGCGCUGUCCUUCCUGGCUCACUCGCAGCAAGCGGUGCCGGAGAUCAUCACGGCCCCCCCGCCACCGAAGACGAUGGUUCCCGACUUCGAAAUGGCGCAGCCGAAAAGGCGGCCGGGCAUACGCGACUCGAUUCGUCUGACGAAGAGCAAGACGUCGGCCCUGAGGACGGCUACACCGAGCAUGCCCAGCGUGCCGAGCGUGCCGAGCGUACGGAGCAAUCCCAGUGCGCCCCCGUCUCAGAUGGACGACGUUGGUGGUUUCAAUUUCAAGCACGAGGCGUUCCCGCCGUUGCCCGAGAUACACCACAUGCACCAUUCUCGGGAACGAUCCGGGGAGGCGGCCGAGGCGCCCGUCAUUCCGCGGUUCCACGAGCGGUCGGCGGCCAUGGUGCACGGGCGGAAGCGCAGCAACACGGGGGGUCACGUGCCACCACCGCUGUCGUUCCGCGGGUUUUCCGGGCCGGCGGUGGCGAGCAGCGCGGGGCACAGCUACACGAACAGCAACGCGGGGAACAGCGUGGGAACGGCGGGGUCGUCGGACAUUUACCAGACGAAUCAGUCGCAGGCGUCGAGCGGGGGGCCGAGCUGGGGGAUGAGCACGACGACGACGACGGGGUCGCAGCGGACGUCGGAGGCGUCGACUCGGCCGAGCAACUUCUUCGACGCGAUCGGGACGGUGCGGAUGGAGGCGUUCAUCAGCCCGCUGGCGUUUUCGCAGUUCGACGGGGACCCGGAUGAGGAGGAGGAGCUGAGGUACCGGGCGCGGAGGCGGAGUAAGGAGCACCGACGCCGGGCUAGCAGGAGCCGGAAUCGCGACAGUUAUAACUCCCGGGGAGGAACACGGGGGGUGGAUGACUGGUAUUCCGGCAGUCGGACGGCAGGAGAGGAUGACUUCUUCAGGGAUGACCCAUUCAAGGGGUUUUAA